AUGGGCCGGUCGAUGUCUGACUCCGACGAUGAAGCUGCACGAGAACCUCCGCAGAAAGUCGAUGAGAUUUUAGAGAAUAAAUUCGUCUAUCAUUGUGAGUUGAUAUUCUUUGCUGAUGGCGCUGAUAUUGUACAGGCAGGUGGUCCAUGGAGCAAGUUGGUAGCAAGUUUGUCGGGAACAGCAGGAUCGUCACCUUUCCAGCUGUGGCGACGCUCAGAAACCAGCUGGCCUCUUCUCGUUUGUCAUGCAGCUCAAGCCGGUGGAAUUUGUAUAUCAAUAUUUGCCUUGUUGAUCUGUACAAUGCUUAUUUCGCAUCCAAGUCAAAUUACCUUACGAUAUGUGACGAUAGCAGUUUUUUCUCUUAUUCUCAUUGUAAAGUACAAAUAUGGCCAGAAAGUUAUAUACAGCGAUUUUCAGCUGUGGGCGUUUGACGCCUGCCACACCGAUCAUCUGAGGCGUCUUCUCGUCGAAGCACUAGAAACGCUCGACCACUGCAGAAAAGACGAGAAAAAGGGCUGA
Cooperia oncophora is the source of this 519-nucleotide messenger RNA. NCBI's taxonomy places the organism in Eukaryota, Metazoa, Nematoda, Chromadorea, Rhabditida, Trichostrongylidae. The record is from the annotation of a GenBank genome assembly.